UCCCGAGAUCGCGUCACCGCCAGCUGACGUCGCCGCCAUGGUCCUGCUAGAAGCAGUAUAGACAGAUAGACUGCAGUUCUAAGUUGCAGAAUCAGCUGCAGCAGAUAAUCGGCAUGAGUCACGCACGUCUGUGAGUCGUCACUGCUGGAAGACAAAACAAAAUAAUCCUCAUCUCACAUCCUACAACCCCGCAGUUGCUGCACUAUUUACCUAUCUGCUCCUGAGGAUGAGCUCGGUGACGGCGUCCCUGCCGACGCUGCUGUCGUCGGCGGCGUCCACCGUCUCGUGGUUCUUCCCGGCGCUGGUGGCCGCCAUCGCCUACUUCAACUACGACCUGCUGGACCCCGAGUCGCGGCCCAUCGAGAUGCAGCCCGACAUGCUGCUCGACUCCUACGACUUCAUCAUAGUCGGCGCCGGGUCCGCGGGAGCGGUCCUGGCGAACCGGCUGAGCGAGGUGGACGAGUGGACGGUGCUGCUGGUGGAGGCGGGCGGCGACGAGACGGAGAUCUCCGACGUGCCGGUGCUGGCCGCAUAUCUGCAGCUCAGCAAGCUGGACUGGCAGUACAAGACGGAGCCCCAGGGCACCGCCUGCCUCGGGAUGAGGAACGGGCGGUGCAACUGGCCGCGCGGCAAGGUGCUCGGCGGCUCGAGCGUGCUCAACUACAUGCUGUACGUACGCGGCAACCACCACGACUACGACGCGUGGGAGGCGGCGGGCAACCCGGGCUGGGGCAGCCGCGACGUGCUGCACUACUUCAGGAAGUCGGAGGACCAGCGCAACCCGUACCUGGCGCGCUCGCCCUACCACGGCACCGGCGGCUACCUCACCGUGCAGGAGGCGCCCUGGCACACGCCGCUCGCCGCCGCCUUCGUCGAGGCGGGCGUCGAGAUGGGCUACCACAACCGCGACAUCAACGGCGAGUUCCAGACCGGCUUCAUGGUGGCGCAGGGAACCACACGUAGAGGAUCCCGUUGCAGCACAUCCAAGGCCUUCCUGAGACCGGCGCGCCUGCGGCCCAACCUCCACGUACUCACCUACUCACAGGUGACGCGCGUGCUGAUCGACCCGCGCAAGAAGCGCGCCACGGGCAUCCAGUACGUGCGCGAUGGCGAGGGCCGGCGCCUGAGGUCUGUGCUGGCGCGGCGCGAGGUGGUCCUGUCGGCCGGCAGCAUCGGCUCUCCGCAGCUGCUGAUGCUGUCCGGCGUGGGGCCGGCCGCGCACCUCCGCGAGCACGGCAUCCCCGUUCUGCAGGACCUGCAGGUGGGCGAGAACAUGCAGGAUCACAUCGGCCUGGGCGGACUGACGUUUCUGAUCGACAAGCCGGUCUCCAUGGUGCAGAGCCGCUACGAGAACCUGCCGUCGGUGCUGCAGUACGCCAUCUUCGGCGACGGCCCGCUCACCGUGCUGGGCGGUGUCGAGGGCCUCGCCUUCGUCAACAGCAAGUACGCCAACGCGUCCAUCGACUGGCCCGACAUCGAGUUCCACUUCGUGUCGGGCUCGACCAACUCGGACGGUGGCCGGCAGAUCUGGCGGGCGCACGGGAUCACGGACCGCUUCUACGAGCGCGUCUUCCGGCCGAUCGACAACAAGGACGCGUGGAGCGUGAUCCCCGUGCUGCUGCGGCCUCGAAGCCGAGGCGUCAUCAAACUGCGCAGCCGCAACCCGUUCGACUACCCGCUUAUCUACCCCAACUACUUCACCGACCCGCAAGACAUCAAGGUGCUCGUCGAGGGGGUCAAGAUCGGAGUCGCGCUGUCCAGGACGCGUGCAUUCCGCCGCUUCAACAGCCGCCUGCACGAGAUCCCCACGCCCGGCUGCGAGUCCGUGCCUCGAUUCACCGACGCCUACUGGGAGUGCCUGAUACGCCACUACUCGGUGACCAUCUACCACCCGAUCGGCACUUGCAAGAUGGGCCCCGCUUGGGACCCCGGGGCUGUCGUAGACCCCCAGUUGCGAGUGUACGGCAUUCAGGGCUUGCGGGUCAUUGACGCUUCCAUCAUGCCGUCCAUGGUCAAUGGAAAUACCAACGCACCAGUCAUCAUGGUGGCCGAGAAAGGCGCGGAUCUGAUCAAACAAUUUUGGCUCCGAAAAAAUUGAGCCUGGCUGCUGAGGAUGACUAACCUCUCACUUCCUAGGAAAUUUCCACUACUCUCGAAGUGUUCAGUCGACGCUGAGGCCUGUGUGGACUUAAAGACAGCAAUAGUUACACUACUACAGUUUAAUGUAGGUCGGUGUUUACAUCCUUGUCGAUUAUAGGUGUAUGAACAUUAUGCCGUGGUCUAAGACACUUCCCUGUGCUUAAUUUUUCCUCUCCUAAUGCUGGAGACAUCCUCAGAGGCUAUGAAGAUUUGGCGAGUUGAUUCUACAACUCAAGGACUUAAAUUACACAAGUUGUGAUCGUUAGUGCUAAAUAAAGCAAACUGCACCAACUUUUCAGCAGCACAAGCUCCUUAAAACACUGCUCCUUAAGACUCUGCAAUAUGUGGCCAAACCAGAUGACAUCAAGGUCCAGUCACGGUUCAGCUUACUGGGAUUGUUUGAGUGCGAAAAUCAACUAAUAAAUUCUUUAUAGCCCCUGAGGUUGACUCCGGUAGAAACAAAAACAUGCGAAAUGUCUAUACAUCUAAAAUAACCAAAGAUACUGCUACAAUUAUCUCAGUUUUCUCCAAAGACAGGAACUAUCUAUAUGAUCAUAGUCAAAUCUACAUUUUUGACCCAGUGACGAAUGCAUUUUAAGAUAGUCCACAGCUGAACUUAAGCAGAAACUUACUUAUCCGACACGUAAAGUCUUUGGUGUUAUGACUGCAGUCUGUUUCACCCCCUCUGCUUCCGUCGUGGAAAUACGGUUCGGUCGAGGACCUGCGUGAUAUGCCCGUAAUACCGAAGUACAGACUAUCUGUUGAAUUUUUCAUUUUGCUACCAGUUGACAUUAGUUAUUUCAGAUAUAAUGUCUGGGGCAGUUUCAGUGACCAUCAAUUGACAAAGUAUUUCAUUUAAAAAACAGUUCAACCUGCAAAUUGUUUACAUAAGCUUUACUUGCCCCAUUUUAUAAAAAUCGUACUCUUACAUUUUUCUCGACAGCAAACACAGCCAGGCGUACAUCUCGUAUCGUCAAGUUUGUGAUUGUAGGUAGAGUAUAAUACUUUUUAUUUGGCAGUGACUCAAUGUUCUAAGUUCCAAACUAAUGACUAUUUUGUACAUAUUUAUUCCAUCAUCCCAAAGUCAGAGGAUAACUUGAAAUUAAUGACUGCGUUUUAAAAGAAAAUACUUAAGACUAGGUUCUCUUUAAGCUACUAAGUAAAUAGAACGGUACAAAACCUCCUGAAAAGGUAGAGGCUCUAAAGUGGAGAAUGACUAAAAUCUUGCCAGAGUUGUAGGCUGUAAAGCUUCAUAGUUAUCCAACAUACAGAACAUACCUCGAGAUAUACCUUUCUCGCAUUUUUUUUACAGAUCUGCCAUCCAUGACCUUUCUGUGAUAAUCUUGAUAUUAACACAUUUUUAUCGUUACUUCGCGUAACUGAGGUGUCUUAACACUAGGCGUUUCUGACCACGAUAAAAUACGCGCGUUUACAGCUACGCAUUUAAACAUUUGUUAGUAAAUAGUGACGUACUAUCAUAAAUUAUAGUGUACGUUUUCCAACAUUUGUAUGCCAAAUAUUUUGUACAUAGAAACAAUUGUUAUUUGUUGUAUUUAUUUGUCUGAAAAUAAAGUGUAUGUUUCUUCA
This is a messenger RNA of Schistocerca gregaria, 3726 nucleotides long. RefSeq names its product glucose dehydrogenase [FAD, quinone]-like. Bases 227 to 2098 code for a protein of 623 amino acids. The transcript is spliced from 8 exons. The record is from RefSeq and is a predicted model, not a curated record. Lineage: Eukaryota; Metazoa; Arthropoda; Insecta; Orthoptera; Acrididae. Gene Ontology annotation, molecular function: oxidoreductase activity, acting on CH-OH group of donors; flavin adenine dinucleotide binding.